This is a messenger RNA of Notothenia coriiceps (black rockcod), 547 nucleotides long. RefSeq names its product synapse-associated protein 1-like. Lineage: Eukaryota; Metazoa; Chordata; Actinopteri; Perciformes; Nototheniidae. Bases 137 to 547 code for a protein of 136 amino acids. The transcript has 3 exons. The record is from RefSeq and is a predicted model, not a curated record.
CAAAGAAUCAAAGAAAACAGAGAAGAAGAAAACCUGUCGGUUUAGUUCCUGGCUGCAUAAAGUCAAGAAUCCUCCUAUUUUUUCUGAGUGUUGUUGUUCUUAUCUUUAAGCUUCACGGCCGCUUUAUUCGACCAACAUGUUUAAAGGUUUCGGGUCGUGGUUGGGGUUGGAGAACCAGACGUACAGCAAGACGUCGGACGACCAAGAAGCCCUGACAGUGGAGCAGGAAGAAAAGGUGGUGGAGGCACAAAACGAAGUAAACAAACAGCAAGCAGCUGACCAGGGAGAACCAGAGGCCAACCAAGAAGACUCUGUGCACGAAAAAGGACUCAGCGAUUACAUUUUCAGUUUUGCUUCCAGUGCCACCAAGAAGAUCUCAGAGUCUGUGGUGGAGACAGCUCAGACCAUCAAGAAGAGUGUGGAAGAGGGGAAGAUCGACGGCAUCAUAGACAAGACUUUCCUAGGAGACUUUCAAAAAGAGCAGGAGAAGUUCGUCCAAGAGAAGAAGUCCAAAAAAUCAGGUAAACCCAGAUUUAACAGGCAAUAA